AUGGGCAAGCAGGGCGAUUCCUCGGAGCCAUCCCCAAAAGAUUUUGCUGCUGGAGAAGCAUCACUACAACAGUUCGAUAAAAUUCACAUCAAGACGCUUGCUUAUCCGUGGAAGUACGUUGAUGAUCAGAAGCCAACAGAAUUAGAAUAUGAAUUAUUUUGCGGUGCUCUGGAAUCGUUUUGGUCAAAAGAUCUUGUUGAGCUCGUAACUGUGAACUGCAGUGACGAUUGGACCAUUGCUCUGGAGACGGUUCUGCCAACGCUACGAAGUAGUAUUCGAAUGUACUGCGAAUCUUGCGAAGAAAAAGCGCCCGAAUUGGAUGUCGAAUUAACGCGUUGGGUGAAAUUCGGAUUGAGCUCCAGUCAAUCAGCGUUAUAUUCCGAGAACAGUCGUCUGGUUAUGAUCGGUUGCAGCCUCGUCAAACAUCUUACACUCAUGCAUGACCGACAACUCAGCGCUGCUUUUUCUGAACCUUGCUAUCUGCGGUAUUUUAUGGAUAUCAUAUUAUCGGAGCAAUAUUGUGCUUCUGUUCGAUGCGAAGCUGCGCAGGCACUCCUACACAUUCUUUUUCAUCCUUCCACAUCCUUCGAAUGCAUGCUCGUCAAAAUCGACGGAUAUACACCGUAUGAACAAAUCGUACGCCUCUUCCUGAAACCUGAGGUUUGCAGCGUUAUUUUUGAUUUUUACAUGUCAGGAAAAAGGGCAGCUUACCUCCCUUUUUUCAUGGCUUUCCCCUCAUAA
Gongylonema pulchrum is the source of this 741-nucleotide messenger RNA. NCBI's taxonomy places the organism in Eukaryota, Metazoa, Nematoda, Chromadorea, Rhabditida, Gongylonematidae. The record is from the annotation of a GenBank genome assembly.